Molecule: messenger RNA, 3968 nt
Organism: Phialemonium atrogriseum
Lineage: Eukaryota; Fungi; Ascomycota; Sordariomycetes; Cephalothecales; Cephalothecaceae
Product: putative meiotically up-regulated protein
Exons: 4
Coding region: 134-3778 (1214 amino acids)
Molecular function (GO): lipid binding
Source: RefSeq, a predicted model, not a curated record
UACUUACUCCCAUAUCCAACGGCUCCGGCUCUGGAGUGACGCUGUGGUUAAUGCGAGUGUCACAAACUACCUAUCCCCAUCGAGUGCCCACACCCGCUCUACUACUCACCUCAUCAGUCGGGACUCCUUCACCAUGAACACCCAGGAGAAAGUGUUCCCUUCGGGGCAGCACUACUCGGGCCAUAACCGCGUACCCAACAUCAAGCAGUUUAUGGAAAGCCUUGACCAGGACAAGAGGGAUCGAGAGGCCAAAGCUGAAUCUGACCCCCAGGCGAACCGCCCCGCCGCUGAGGUAACGGACCACGAGCAGGUAUCCAGGAAAGUCGGCAAGAACCGGCGGACUGUCCGGGACCCGGUCACCGGCAAGGAUGUCGAGAUCGACGACAUUGACCGCAGCUACGUGAAGUCUGCUAAAGACCCACAUAUAUCCGUCCCCAACGCCAACCUUGGCAAAGAAACGACCGUCAAGACCGAACCCACGCAGUCGGGCGAGGAAUACCGGCACAACCAAGACGUGACGGCGCCACCCGACCCCGUGGCGGAGGGCUCGACGAGCGACCUACCGAUCCACGGCGAGAAGACCAACGUGCUCUUCCACCCGACGCCUGCGGUUAGCUACGAGCCCAUGUACGCGGCGGUCGAGGCACGGGCGAAUGUGCUCUGCACCGGCAUCUUCCUGGCCAUCGUGCUGAUGGGCAAGGUGUUCGGCGGCAGCAUGUGGGGGCUCCUUCCGCUGGCCGCGUGCGUCGCCUCGGGCGUCUUCCUCUGGGCCAAGGACCUCGUGCGCCGGGGCCGCGACAUCGAGUGGUCGGCCGAGCAGCGCCGCGGCGAGACCGCCGUCAUCAACCUGAUCCCCGAGUCCGUCGAGUGGCUCAACACCGCCCUCGGCCUGAUCUGGGGCCUCAUCAACCCGGAUAUGUUCGCAGCUGUUGCUGACACUCUUGAGGACGUCAUGCAAGCCAGCGUACCCGGUGUGAUUGAGAAUGUGAAGGUCAAUGAGAUCUCCCAAGGCAGUAACCCGCUCCGGAUCCUCAGUCUGCGUGCGCUACCCGACUCUGAGGUCAAGGAUCUCAAAGAAGAGAUCCGAAAGCGGGACGAGAAGGUCAAGGACCCCCAGCAGCUGGCUGCAGACGAGGCGGGCGGCGACUACUACAACCUCGAGGCCACGAUAGCGUACCACGCGUUGCCUUCGUCGGGCGAUGUGUCAUCCAAGGCCAAGAACAUGGGCAUGCAGUUGGUCUUCUACCUCGGCGUCAAGGGUCUCUUCGGGGUCCCCUUCCCGGUCUGGGUCGAGCUCAGGGGCUUGCUCUGCACCGUCAGGAUCAGGGUCGCUCUGACUCCGAACCCACCCUUCGUCAACACCGUCAGCUGCACCCUCAUGGGCCUACCCAUGGUGGAUGCCAGCUGCAUCCCCCUAGUCGAGAAGGGGGCCAAUAUCCUCAAUCUCCCCAUCAUCUCUAAAUUUGUCAACUGGGCGAUCUCCACCGCGGCGGACAUGUACGUGGCGCCCAAGUCCAUGACCCUCGACAUCGGCAAGAUGCUCCAGGGGGACGACAUCCUCAAGGAGACGGAGGCCCUGGGCGUCCUGUUCGUCCGCAUCCACAAAGCCGUGGGACUCAGCAAGCAGGAUCGGCGUGGAAGCGAGGGCGGCGGCUCGGACCCGUACAUCUGCGUAGCCUUCUCCAAGUUCGCCAAGCCACAGUACUGCACCCGCGUCAUCCAGGACGACCUGAACCCUAUCUUCUCCGAGUCCUGCGGCCUGCUGGUCACCACUGACAUCAUCAAGGCCGACGAACAGCUGUCGCUCGAGCUGUGGGACAGCGACCGGUCCUCUGCCGACGACGUAGUCGGCAAGGUCGAGAUAAGCAUCCAGAAGCUAAUCCAGCACCCCGGCAAGUCCUUCCCGCAGGUCUCCAAGCUCAAGGGCGUCAAGGCCGGGAGCACCAUGCCCGGAGAGCUGCACUGGGAGGUCGGCUUCUUCGGCAAGACGCAGUUCAGGCGAGCGCUGAGGACCGACGGCAAGGACCCCAACCUGCCCAAGGAGCUCCGCGACAAAAAGGAGCUGCAGGACGACAAAGGCAGCAUCAACACGGCCAUGGAGGACGCCGUCACGCACACGCCUCCCGACCCGCUGUGGCCGAGCGGCAUUCUCAGCAUCGUCAUCCACCAGAUCGUAAACCUCGAGCUCCAGAACGUCAAGGGGUCGCAGUGGAAGAAGAAGGGCCACGAGUACGAGCCCGCCCGCCCGGAGGCCGGGGACAUCAAGGAAGAGCAGGACAAGAGCCUGCCCAGCUCCUACUGCACGAUCCUGCUCAACGACGAGCUGAUUUACAAGACCCGGACCAAGGUGGUGUCGUCGAAGCCCAUCUUCCAGGCCGGGACGGAGCGGUUCGUCCGCGACUGGCGGUCGUGCAUCGUCACCGUCACGGUGCGCGACUCGCGCAACCGGCAGCACGACCCCAUCAUCGGCGUCGUGCCCCUGAAGCUGUCCGACAUCCUCCAGACAGCCAGCCAGAGCUCCCGGUGGUACCCUCUGGACGGCGGCAUCGGCUUCGGCCGCAUCCGGAUCAGCCUCUUGUUCCGCUCCGUCGAGCUCAGGCUGCCGCCGACGCAGCUCGGCUUCGGCGAGAUCGGCACGUUCGAGUUCCUGAGCGAUUCCAUCACUACCGCCGGCUUCGCGCCCAGCUCCAGGGUGAAGAUCAAGUUGCGGACGGGCGGCAGCUCGGCCACCGUCAAGCCCGACGCCUGCACCAAGUCCGAGGACGGCAGCUCGCUCUCCUGGGACAUCAGCGGCCAGCAGCAUAAGAAGGGGGCCAAGAUCCGGAUGCCGGUGCGCUUCCGGUACCGGUCGCCCAUCUUCUUCGAGUUCCACCCUGCGGGGAAGCGGCACACCGAGUUCUUCGCGUCGCUCUGGCUCCAGGAGGUGGUGGACGGCGAGGAGAAGGACUUCGACCUGCCGGUGUGGCGGUGCAACAACGGCACGCGGCUGUCGCAGAACUACAUCAACGAGGCGAACCACGCGACGGUGCCGGACCUGCGGCUCGAGGAGGUCGGCCGCGUGCGCUUCCGCGGCCGGUUCAAGCCCGGCACCGACCGCGACCACCUGCGCUUCGUCAGCGACAACGACUCGCGCGAGACCAUCGAGAGCUGGGAGGCGUGCUUCGCCGAAGGCGUGCGCACCGAGUCGGUCAAGCGGGAGGUCCCGGACACGGUGCAGAGGCUGCACGAAGAGUCGCUGACCCACGGCCGCGACGUGUUGGCCCAGGCGCCGGAGAAGGACAGGCGAAAGUGGCUGGCUAGGGAUGGCACCGACUGGACCGGCGCGUUCGGCAAGGACCCUGCGGAGAUGCUGGGCGGUCGUCGCGAGGACGGCAGCGCCGGGGAGAAUCUGGACCAAGACCAGAACCAGGACUGCGAGUCGUCCGAGUCGUCUGAUAUGGACCUCGGGAUCCGAGACGGCAGCAUGGACGAUGGGGGCAGGCCCGAUGGAGAUGCGAUGGCGAAUGGGGAGGGCGGAUCCGCGGCGAGGCCAUCCCAUGAUACAAAUGACAAUGCGGAAUCUGGAGGGUCGAAGUCCGGGGGCAACAGUCCUAUUCAGGCGCUCAAGGACUACAGGAGCAGGAGCCGGGAUCUACACCGGCAGCAACGAGGCUUGAUGCAAUGGAAACCAAUGCGGAAUAUUCAGUUUGCAAAGGAUGAGGCUCUUUUCGCUGUCCGUCGGGUCAAAAAGAUGGGCAGUCUGGCCGGACGAACGCCGGAUGUUGAAACCGAGAUUUGAGGAUGAGCCGGAUGAAAGGCGACGGCGGUGGGAAGGGAUGAGAAUGUCAUUUUGAUAUGUAACAUAGGUAGUUCUGGUGUCACCAGCUAAAGGACUGAUAUUUGAAAUACCAAGUUCAUUUGUUUCCACACUACAUAGGUAUAUAUAUGAUAGAAGGUGUCCAUCCGUAAAUCUUAACUCUCGCAAGUUU